AUGGGCAAACUCAUCAAGAACCACUGGGCUCGCCUCAUCAUACUGACUGCUUCUCUCUAUCAAGUUGCAGCAGCUGUUGAAGGAUUCUUCUGGCCGAAGAUCUUCUGGGACUUCCUCACCAAAAACCUUGACUUUGCGGUCAAGCCUUUACCUAUCCUCCAAAUCAUUAACCUUGUGAUGGGGAUCUUCUUCUUUGCUUGGGAAUGGCCGCUGGGAUUCAUUGCCGGGACGGCACUCCACAGGAGUAUUGAGGCGAGAUUGGUGCUUCUGCCUCUGACGGCAUUGGCUUCCGCCUUACUGUAUCAAGCAACAAACCCGGCCAUCUACUAUAUGGUCGGCAUGGGGGUGUACUUCUGGGCUUAUAGCGAAGGAGAGAUUGUGGUAGCAAAGCCAUGGAAUCUUCCUUCCCGCGCCCGCCUUGGAAAAGUCUAG
Messenger RNA from Hyaloscypha bicolor E, 432 nucleotides. RefSeq lists its product as uncharacterized. The coding region runs from base 1 to 432 and encodes 143 amino acids. Lineage: Eukaryota; Fungi; Ascomycota; Leotiomycetes; Helotiales; Hyaloscyphaceae. The record is from RefSeq and is a predicted model, not a curated record. The transcript is spliced from 3 exons.